AUGAUGCGUCGUCUCAUUCCGGCGUCAACGAUCGCACCGCAGCGGCGUGUCGUGGCGCGCAGUCUUGUGCUGCCGUCCAUGUCGCUCCUGCAGCAGCACCGCAAUCAGUCAGAGGUCCCGCCGCGCCGGCUGCUGUACGAAAACGACAGCUUCAUCAACGGCGCGUCGGCCAUGUACCUCGAGUCUAUUUACCAGAGCUGGAAGGCGGACAGGAAGUCCGUUGAUUCGUCGUGGGAUGAGGUCUUCUCCGCGCGGGAGCUAGGAUCGUACGAUACGCCCAUCCUCAGCUCGCCGAUCCGCGUGCUACCUGCCACUGUCGGCGACGCCGUGACAGUGAAGCAGUCACUUGACGACUGCGGCCGCCUGACGUGGAUGAUUCAGGCAUUUGAGGACCGCGGCCACCUGAUGGCCUCCACCGACCCGCUCAACUACGACAACGAUGACCCCACGCGACGCACGCCAUCACGACGGUUCAGGGAGCUGCUGCGCCUCGACCUUGCCUUCUUUGGCUUCCUGCCGGACGACUACAAACGCGUGGUGCGGGUCGGCUUCCAGGACGAGGUGGGUGGCGUGCUGAACGCCCACAGCCGCCCCAUGACCAUCAAGGAGCUGCACGAGCACCUUACCAAGCGGUACUGCGGGAAGGUCGGGCACGAACUGUCACACAUUGCCGACAACAGUAUCGCUCGCUUUCUGCGCGAGGCGGUGGAGAGCGAGGGUGGGGUCUACGACCCGCUGCACCGCCGCUUAAGCAAGGAGGAACGGCUGUGGGCGUGGAACAUCGUCGCCUCCUCCGUUCACUUUGAGGACUUCUUCAAGCGCAAGUACUCUACACAGAAGAGAUUCGGCGCCGACGGGGCGGAGUCCCUUAUCGUUGGCCUGCGUGCCCUCAUGGACGCCUCGUCAAAGUACGGCGUGGAGAAGGUGAACAUCGGCAUGGCACACCGUGGUCGCCUCAAUGUGCUCUACCAUGUCGUCGACAAGCCGUUUCCGGUGAUACUAAAGGAGUUCAUGGGCAUCACGGGGCCAGAGCUAGAACCGUUCAAGAUUCAGUCCGAUGUGAAGUAUCACCUUGGAGCCCGCUCCACCACGACGCUGCGUAACGGCAAGAAGAUGGCCACUGAGCUGCUCGCCAAUCCAUCACACCUCGAGGCGGUUAACCCCUUUGUGCAAGGAUAUACACGGGCAGAGCAGGUCUCAUUUGGCCCCACUGGCCGCUCGAAAGUGCUCCCGAUCGAAAUACACGGUGAUGCCGCAUUCAGUGGUCAAGGCAUCGCCUUUGAAACAAUGGGCAUGAGCGAGUUGGGUGAGUUCUCAACGGGCGGCACGAUUCAUGUGGUGGUGAAUAACCAGAUCGGGUUCACCACCGAUCCCAAGUGCUCACGAAGCAGUGCCUACUGCACUGACUUGGGCCGUGUCUACCAGUGCCCAAUUUUCCACGUCAAUGGUGACUCCCCUGAUGAUGUUGUUCGUGUGUUUGAACUCGCAGCGGACUUCCGAGCCAAGUUCAACAAAUCUGUUGUUAUUGAUCUCGUCUGUUAUCGUCGUUUUGGACACAAUGAAAACGAUGAUCCGACAAUUACACAGCCUCUCAUGUACAACCGCAUUCAAUCUAUGGGCGAUUUGUUCACCAAGUAUUCAGAGGCAUUGAUUGCGGACGGGGUUAUCACGCAGAAGCAACAGAUGGCAAAGUCCAUUUCCGAAAAGGAGCGGUAUGGGGAGUUCCAGAGCAAGGCGGAAGGGGUUAAGUACGGUGAAUUUCUCAAAUCAUGCAUCCCAGAGCGGUGGAGAAAUAUGAAAUAUUCGGAUCAGUUAGGCAAUGUGACGUUAGAACCCACAGCUGUUUCUCUCACGCAACUGCAGCCUGUAUUGAACGCACUAAAGGUUGUGCCAGAUGGAUUUGUGGUGCACCCCAAAUUGCAAGUUGUGUUGGACCGCCGCAAUGAAGCCCUGGCGAAAGGAAAAGGCAUCGAUUGGGGCGCGGCGGAGGCGAUUGCAUUCGGCUCACUGCUGGUGGAGGGAGUUCACGUGCGUGUGCUAGGAGAAGACGUGCAGCGUGGCACCUUCUCACAGCGCCACGCUGUCCUGCAUAACCAAAGGAAAGCCUCCACCUAUACCCCACUUGCACACAUAUGUGAGGGGCAAGCGAUGUUCACCAUCACCAAUAGCCCUCUCAGCGAGUAUGGCGUGCUUGGCUAUGCCGGCGGCUACUCCCUGCACGACCCGAAUGCACUUGUUAUAUGGGAGGCACAAUACGGUGACUUCGCCAACGGUGCAGCUAUCAUCUUUGACCAAUUCCUCUCCGCCGGUGAAUCGAAGUGGAACCAGCAACAGUCGCUAAUUGUAUCGCUGCCGCACGGCUACGAUGGGAAAGGUGCAGAGCACAGCAGCGGCCGCCUCGAAAGGUUCUUGCAGAGUGUCUCGGAAGAUGCCGACACCCCCGCAUACUCCCCAGAGGAGCGGGCACACCGUGUGAACCUGGAGGUGGUGUACCCCAGCACACCGGCACAGUACUUCCACCUGCUGCGCCGACACGUGCGGCGCAACUUCCGCAAACCGCUGAUUUUAUUCUUCUCUAAGCAGUUUCUCCGUUCCCCCAACGAGUCGACGAUGGAGGAGUUCACAUCGGGAAGGUUCUACCCCGUCAUUGAGGAUGCACUGGUGCCACCUGCGAAGGCGCGUCGCCUCGUGCUCUGUACUGGGCAGCUUUACCACAUUUUGAAGAAGCGCCGCGAAGCGAAGGGGAUCACCGAUGUGGCCCUCGUCCGUAUUGAAGAGCUCUCGCCGUUUCCGGUGGCAGAGGUGCAGAAGUUGCUGCAGGAAUACAGCAAUGCCGAACUGAUGUGGGCGCAGGAGGAGCCGCGGAACCAGGGCGCAUACAACCACGUGGAGCCCCGCAUUGAAUUCUACACUGAUGGGAAGCGCGAACUGUUGUACGCAGGCCGAUCCAUCAGCGCGGCACCAGCCACUGGCCAUAAGAGUGUGCAUGACGCGGAAGAGAAGUACAUCUGCGAGGUUGUCUUUGCGUAG
Messenger RNA from Trypanosoma grayi, 3030 nucleotides. Its product is annotated as 2-oxoglutarate dehydrogenase E1 component. The transcript has a single exon. Gene Ontology annotation, biological process: tricarboxylic acid cycle. Bases 1 to 3030 code for a protein of 1009 amino acids. NCBI's taxonomy places the organism in Eukaryota, Euglenozoa, Kinetoplastea, Trypanosomatida, Trypanosomatidae. Gene Ontology annotation, molecular function: thiamine pyrophosphate binding; oxoglutarate dehydrogenase (succinyl-transferring) activity. The record is from RefSeq and is a predicted model, not a curated record. Gene Ontology annotation, cellular component: mitochondrion; oxoglutarate dehydrogenase complex.